AUGAAGGAGCUCUGGACAACCAUGGCCUCUCUAAUGGGAGUUUUAGCCUUCUGCCAAACCCUCCUUCACACCGUCAUCCCACCGGAGCUCCGCUUCGCUGUUCUUAAACUCUUCCAACGCCUCUUCAACUGCUUCUCUUCCUACUGUUACUACGAAAUCACCGAGAUCGACGGCGUCAACACCAAUGAACUCUACAACGCCGUACAGCUUUAUCUAUCCUCUUCCGCCUCAUCCACCACCCCUUCCGCCGCAGCUACCUCCUCCAACCGUCUAUCACUUACCCGCGGCCUCAACUCUUCCGCCAUCACCUUUGGUCUCGCUAACAACGACCGUCUCUCCGAUGUCUUCAAUGGUGUUUCCGUCGUCUGGGAACACAUCGUCACGCCCCGACAAUCACAGACGUUCUCAUGGCGGCCAUUGCCGGAGGAGAAGCGUGGGUUCACGCUCCGGAUCAACAAAAGGGACAAACCUCAGAUUCUCGAGGCUUACCUUGAUUUCAUAACUGAGAAAGCGAACGAAAUCCGAAGGAAGAAUCAGGAUAGGCUGCUGUACACGAAUUCCCGCGGCGGCUCUCUCGAUUCUCGGGGACACCCAUGGGAAUCGGUGCCGUUUAAGCACCCGAGUACAUUUGAUACCCUGGCAAUGGAUCCGGAGAAGAAGGCGGAGAUAAUGUCCGAUCUCCGGGAUUUCGCUGACGGACAGGCGUUUUAUAAACGGACGGGACGCGCGUGGAAGCGUGGGUACCUUUUGUAUGGUCCCCCCGGCACCGGAAAAUCAAGCAUGAUCGCUGCAAUGGCGAAUUUCCUUGGGUACGACAUUUACGAUCUGGAAUUAACAGAGGUAAACACAAAUUCGGAACUCCGGAAAUUGCUUAUGAAAACCAGUUCAAAAUCAAUUAUCGUAAUCGAAGACAUUGACUGUUCUAUAAACCUUACAAAUCGUAAAAAAAGUAACAGCAGUGGGGGGCGGAGCAGCGGCGGUGCAUUUGACGGAGGUUCUGAAAUGAGAACCGGCCCCGGAGCUCCGGGAGGUCCCGGCGAUCCGGAGAACAAUGGUAACAACAACAACUCCAUUACACUGUCUGGUUUGUUAAACUUCACAGAUGGGUUAUGGUCGUGUUGUGGAUCGGAGCGGAUAUUUGUUUUCACAACCAAUCACAUUGAGAAGCUUGAUCCGGCAUUGCUUCGAAGUGGAAGAAUGGAUAUGCACGUCUUCAUGAGCUACUGUUCAUUCCCAUCGUUGAAGAUUCUUCUGAAAAAUUACUUAGGGUAUGACGACGGCGACAUCGAAACGGAGGUUUUGGCGAAGCUGGCGGAGGUAAUCGAUGAGGCGGAGAUGACUCCGGCGGAUAUCAGUGAAGUAUUGAUUAAAAACCGGCGAGACAACGACAAGGCGUUAAGGGAGUUGUUGGAGGCGUUGAGGAUUAGGGCAGAGAAAAAAAGGGUGGUGAGUAGACGGCGGCGGUUGGUGGCGGAGGUGGAGGAGAUAGCGGAGGAGGAGAAGAGGGCGUUGGAUAGUCCUAAAGAAGUUGGUGGUGUGGCGACUGGUGGUGGUGAUGACGUGGAAGUAAAUUACAAGAAAGGUGGGAAAGAGGGAGAAGAGGAUAAUGGGAUUAAUUAA
Messenger RNA from Lactuca virosa, 1620 nucleotides. NCBI's taxonomy places the organism in Eukaryota, Viridiplantae, Streptophyta, Magnoliopsida, Asterales, Asteraceae. The record is from the annotation of a GenBank genome assembly.